GGCUGUAGCCGCGGUACCGCAGCAGGGAGGCGGCGGCGGGGAGAGCGGAGUCCGCGGCGGUGGAGGCGGUGGAGGAGCCGCUGGAGGCCAGGACGCUGCCCGCUCCACGGCCGAGGAGCUCUCCGAGAUACCGACGCUAUGUGUGACCGGCCCAAGAUCCACGUCUUCCUGGGGGCUCCUCCUCCCUCCUCUUGCCCAGCCUCGGUGCCUGGAGCUGGGCCAGAGGGUGAGGAGCGUCCUCCUGCCGACUGGAGACACCUGGAGCUCACCUGGCAGAACAGACGCCUGAGGCCUGCAGCAGACAAUGCUGGAAAUCGUCUGGUGGAGGAAAGAACAGGCGGAGAAAACGUAGACGCUGACCGAUCUAUGCCGCGUUUAAAAAUCCAGGACGAUGAACCAAAGACUGAUGAGGACGACUCGUCCUCUAAAGCUGAUUGGACCACAGAGGUGUCACACGGACGGGAACGAGCGACGAGAUCUGGCUGUAAACUUAAGGCCGAUCAGGAAGAUCUCGGCUCCGCCGAUCACAGACCUGCAGAGAGAUCCCUGAGCCUAGAUGAAGAAUCAAACUCCGGACAGGAAGCUCAGUGUUCGGCUUCUAUUCAUGAGUAUCUGGACAGCUGUUUCCCUGCAGCUCAACCAGAACCUGAACCUCCACAUGGCUCUCAGUCGACAGCUCCUCCUCUGUCCGCCCAGACUCAGUACCUCACCACCUGGACUCUGAGUCAGGCAUUAAUCCUGAGAGGCAGGCGUGGAGUCCAAUCAGCAACCAGCCCUGAGAAAACCCCGCCUCCUCAAACUCCACCCAAACACGCCCAAACACCUCCGUCCGUCUCCUCCAGCACCCCGGAGCUCUUCAGUCCCGUAACCCCGUCACCUGGAGCCUCCGCCGAGCUCUUCAGCCAACCCUGCAUGACCCCAAGGAGAGAGGAAGGGGGCGUCGUGGUCGAAGCCACUGCAGAUGGGGUGCUCUGCUCCCAGGAGGCCGAGCAACAGGAGGCCGAGCAACAGGAAGCCACGACCGCCCAACACUCGCCCACCAAAUCCCCAGAGAUCAAGAAAGCUCGAACCUCAGAAAACCUCACGACAGAAACGUCUGUGGCGCUGGCGGGCUUCACCGCCACAACAGUCACCGGGCUCAGAGGUCCCACCACACUUCUGAUCCGCUGUGACAAACGGGGGGUUCGGUACUCGGUUCUGGUGGCGGUGGUUCACCCCUGUCACCUGAAGGAGGUCAAGGUGAAGUCCGGGCCGGCGGCAGGGACCUCCGUUCCUCUGGCGUCCAUCGUGGUAACGGACCAAUCGAGUGUUGAGAUGAAGGUGGUGCUGUGGCGGAAAGCGGCGUUCUGGGCGUUGACCGUGAUUCCUGGAGACGUUCUGCUCAUCACAGGACUGCAGGUGAAUGAAGACAGGUGGAGAGGAGAGACGGUGCUGCAGUCCACCUUCAGCAGCAAGCUGCUCAACCUGGGACAGAUCACUGCUUCCACCUCACCACCAGCUCCUCAGCAUGUUAACGCCCGCGAUCUCAGCUCUCUGUGUGGCUUUCUUCGGGAGCGGCGCCCCCUGCUGGUGUCUUUGAACCUCCGCCCCCCUCAGGACCUGAACCGCCUCCCUUACGCCACCCUGAGGUCACUGAGGGUCAACACGCUGGUUCACGCUCUGCUGCGUGUCACGCACACACACAUCAGCGCAGCGUGGCGGAGUGAGGCGGAGUCUCGCUGCAGGUCGGCUGUUCAGCUGCAGGCCGUUCUGACUGUGGAGCAGCCGGACGGCCAGCAGGGGGUGCUGCUGCUGUGGGGAGCAGCUGUGGACUGGCGGCCUCGCUUCAACAGAGACAGAGCGGCUGUCUGGGACUUCCACGUCCUCCUGGUGAGGGAAGGUUUGACCUCUGACCUUCCCGAGCUGCACUCCACCCCCUGGAGCUCAGUCCGGCCUCUGGACCCUGCUAACCGCCGGGCGCAGGAGUUCCUCCAACCACGACCCGUCCGAACAGGAAACAGCAGCAGUCUGGAGCUGGACCUCGACACGCUGCUGUCUCAGAAAUACAGCGGUGAAGUGGAGCUCAGAGUCCAGGUCACCGCCUUCCACUUCCAGGACUCUCCGCCUUCCCAGAACGCACCUCAGCCGGUCCUGGACAGUUCCACACCGCUGGAUGGUAUCCUGGAGGCGCUAAGUGGUGACAUCACAUACACCGGCUGCGGGCGCUGCUCCGCUGAACUCGAUACUGACGCCAACGGCAUCUACGGCCCCUGUUACCCUUGCCUGCCCCAGACCGCCGUACGCCGCUACUACAGGCCAGGUCUGUUGACAGUGAAUGGGCAGGGCAGCCGUCAGGUGUGUGUUCAGGUUCCUCCUGUUCCGCUGCAGAAGAUCCUCGAAGCUCCGCCUGAUAAACUCCACAGGAGCUCAGCUCUAGGCUCGGAGGUGAAGCACAUCCAGGUGGCAGCAGAGAGGAUCCAGACCCUCCUCUCCCUCCCGAGAAAAACCUUCAUCAUCAUCGUACGGAGCAACUUCCUGUGCGACGAAAACAGCAUCCCCAUCCAUCAGGACAUCACACUGCUGGACCUUCAGUUCCCCUGCUGACGGACUGCGUAGACCUGAUUUGGUUUGUUGGAAUGUGUUGAAGUGAUCAGCAGAAUAUCAUAAAACCAUUUUGACAAAACUAUAAAUAGAUAUGUGUUAUAUAAAUAAAACAUAUGAUCAUCUGCAAA
Sebastes umbrosus (honeycomb rockfish) is the source of this 2711-nucleotide messenger RNA. It is a transcript of the gene shld2, whose product is annotated as shieldin complex subunit 2. Gene Ontology annotation, biological process: regulation of double-strand break repair via homologous recombination. The record is from RefSeq and is a predicted model, not a curated record. NCBI's taxonomy places the organism in Eukaryota, Metazoa, Chordata, Actinopteri, Perciformes, Sebastidae. The coding region runs from base 139 to 2583 and encodes 814 amino acids. Gene Ontology annotation, cellular component: site of double-strand break; nucleus. The transcript has 11 exons.